AGGAAAAUGUGAAAUCAUGCAUUGAUUUGGUGAUUCUCCAUGCCCAUUGCUCAAUAUAAGUGCUUUUUUUUUUCCUUAACAACUGGCUCUGGUGAUGAUCCUUCCAGUUAGUGUUAAGAGGAGUGGAGAGAAGUUGCCUCUUUAAUGAUCAUUGAUUUCAGUGUGUUGCACCCAAGAAAAUAAAGUAACAUAAUUAACGAGACAAAGUUCACACUUGGGCACUGUUUGCACAUCUUGUCCCAUCUAUGACCUUCCCAACCCAACCACCAAAAAUCUCACUCCCACGAGUCCACAAGAACUCAAAAACAGAAGACAAGAACCAAUCAAGCCACUCCAAGAAAAUGUCCAAACCCACACUCUACCUUCUAGGACUCCUUUUCCUUCACACCCAUUUCACGAUUUGCAGUGGGGUUUCAAUUCCAGGCCUUAAUUCACUGGAAAACAGUGAGAUUGAUGCCAUGGUGAGGAGGGGUUGCACCAGGAAAAUUGGAGACUGCCUUGAAGAACCAGAGAUGGAGUCAGAGAUCAGCAGGAGAGUUCUUGUGAUGCAAAAGAAGUACAUAAGCUAUGAGACACUGAAGAGGGACAUGGUUCCAUGUUCAAAACCUGGUGCAUCUUACUAUGAUUGUCAUGCUGGAGAGGCUAAUCCUUAUAGCAGAGGUUGUGAGGUUAUUACAAGGUGUAGAGUGCAUUAACAAUUUGAGUACAAACUAGUUAAAAUUGACAUCAUCUUUGUGCUUUUACAUUUCUGGAUUUGGUGUCUUAAUUGGGGCUUUCUUGGUCGUAUUUGUAUAUUUAAGACUCUUAUUUUGAUUUCCCAUAUGCAUCAAUAUAAGCUUAAUUUUUGGAAA
Messenger RNA from Hevea brasiliensis (rubber tree), 851 nucleotides. Its product is annotated as protein RALF-like 24. The record is from RefSeq and is a predicted model, not a curated record. NCBI's taxonomy places the organism in Eukaryota, Viridiplantae, Streptophyta, Magnoliopsida, Malpighiales, Euphorbiaceae. The coding region runs from base 246 to 695 and encodes 149 amino acids. The transcript has 2 exons.